This is a messenger RNA of Engraulis encrasicolus (European anchovy), 2770 nucleotides long. It is a transcript of the gene tmem200a, whose product is annotated as transmembrane protein 200A. Lineage: Eukaryota; Metazoa; Chordata; Actinopteri; Clupeiformes; Engraulidae. The record is from RefSeq and is a predicted model, not a curated record. The transcript has 4 exons. Bases 642 to 2399 code for a protein of 585 amino acids.
GCGGAGAGGAGAGGAGAGGAGAGCGCAUCGCUCCUUGGUGAGUGGCGAGUGUGUGACGACGGAAUUAAACUUCACCUGUUCGAAAAGAUUAUCCGUGGCCACCAAUGGAGACUUUUGUUGGAUGCUAUUUUGACUCGUGCGCAACGGCUGCGUAAAACAGUGACGUGUUACCAACAUUACUUUAAACGAUUGAAAACGCGACUCCUGCUGUGGAUAAAUCAGCGUAUGAGUGGUUGACUUUUACACACGAAGAGAACUUAUCGGAUAUUAAAUGUUUUUGACCCAAAAAAACUGGAUAUUUGGAAGCUGAGCCAGAUAGAAUAUUUACUAUUCCUUGCGCGUCGAAGCCAUGGGGUACCACGGGCGUCGAUGUGGCCAUCUCUGGCGCGCGUCUCUGAGAUGGAAGAGGCAGUGCCACUGCGAAGGAAUGGAAGUUUAAUGUUUCCACAAUUGUGCUUUCGACAUACAUUCAGUAGGAUAUACAUGUAAUCUUGUUCGCUGAAGCGUCUUUGGAAUCUAAAACAUGGCUUGCACCCAAAACGUCACUGUGCUAUGACAGGGUAAAGAAAACCACCAGUAGCAUUUGAUUUGCCGUUGUCGUGGUGUGGUGGUGGGGGCUGAGGCGAGGCGGCGGGAGGACGAUGAUCACCGGAGGCGUGGCCGCCCUGGCCGCGCUGAAGCGCCAGGACUCUGCGCGCUCGGCGCGCUCGCAGCACCACCUGCCCGUGCAGACACAGCAGCCGCCGGGCUCCGCCGAGAAGAAGAGGGCCAAGCGGAAGCCGCGCGCCGACGUGGUGGUGGUGCGCGGCAAGCUCCGCCUCUACUCCGCCUCCGGGUUCUUCCUGCUGCUCGGCCUGCUGGUGCUGAUGGCGGGCAUCGCCAUGGCGGUGUUGGGAUACUGGCCUCACAAGGACGGUGGCGGUGGCAACGGUAACCUAGGACGGCAACAGGGGAUCGUUCUCGGAGCGUUCCUGGAGCGGCACCUGCACUCGGAGAAGAUGAAGAUGCUGGGCCCCUUCACCAUGGGCAUCGGCAUCUUCAUCUUCAUCUGCGCCAACGCCAUCCUGCACGAGAACCGCGACCGCGAGACCAAGAUCAUACACAUGCGCGACAUGUACUCCACCGUCAUCGACAUACACAGCCUGCGCGCCAAGGAGCACAAGCUCGUCAACGGCCGCUCGCUGUCGUCGCUGUCGUCCGCGGCGGCGGUGUACGCGUCGGGAGCUCUGUACCACGCGGACCACGACGCGUCCAGGACGUACAACCAUCACCUGGACAACCAGUACGCCUCGCGGCUGGCCGCCAACACGCUGCUGUCGCUGUCGGGCUUCGGCAACGACGUGCGGCUCUCGCGGCGCGCCAGCUCGGCCGAGGAGGAGGAGGGGCUGCUGGGGGAGGCCAAGGGCCUGGCGUCCAGCUACCGAGAACGUUCCGGAUCCGUCUUCGGCCUGCACGCCGCCGAGGCUGGCAUCGGCGGUGGCGGAGGGCGACCGUGGGACGACCAUCGCAGCUUGAAGUCCAAGUGCCAGGCGGGCUCCAUCGUCUCGUCGUCCAUUAGCGCCUUCACGUUGCCCGUCAUCAAGCUCAACAACUGCGUGAUCGACGACGAGCCUGACAUCGAGAGCAUCGCCGAGGAGGACCCUCGGGAGUCGGGCCAGGCGCGGUCCGGCUACGGUUACGGGUCACGGCUGCUGCACGGCGGCCGACACGGCGGCCGAGAGCCCUCCAUGGAGUCGAUCGCCUCGCUCGCCGUGCCCGCGGUGUCGGUCGACCUCGCCAAGGCCUACAAGCCGCCGCCGCCGGUGCCGCCGCCGCCUAUUGUCACCCUGCUCCGCAGCAACUCCGCCAGCGAGUCCCCUUUGCCCCCCUACUGCUCCUCGCCGUCGUCCACCGGCUCGCUGUCCCCCAUGUCCACCGGUGGCGGCGGCGGGGGCGGUAGCGGUGCCAGCGGCCGCUUCCUGUCCCCCGGGGCCGCCCGGCGCUCGGACUACUUUGGCUCCAACAGCUCCAUCCACAUGCUGUCGGCGCACUCCAAGUCCCUGGACCUGGAGCCCCGUGGCGGCGGGGGAGGGGCCAGCGCGCGGGCACGGGCCCUCACGGUGCAGCCGCCGGAGCAGAGGAAGCACCCCAGCUGGCCACGGCUCGACCGCAGCAACAGCAAGGGAGGCUACAUGAGGCUGGAGGACAAGGAGGAUCCCAUGGACCGGCUGCUGGUGCCCCCUGCUGGUGCGGGGGCCUCCUCCUCCUCUGGUGCUGGCGGCAGCGCAGGCAAGAGGGACUACACCAAGAAGGAGAAGCUGCUGAUGAUCUCGCGCUCGCACAACAACCUCAGCUUCGAGCAGCACGACGAGUUCAUGAGCAGCUCGCUCAAGAGGGGCAACUCAGAGACCAGGUUUUGAAGAGGGGCAACUCAGAGACCAGGUUUUGACCGUCAAUAGGGGCAACUCAGAGACCAGGUUUUGAAGAGGGGCAACUCAGAGACCAGGUUUUGACCGUCAAGAGGGGCAACUCAGAGACCAGGUUUUGAAGAGGGGCAACUCAGAGACCAGGUUUUGAAGAGGGGCAACUCAGAGACCAGGUUUUGAAGAGGGGCAACUCAGAGACCAGGUUUUGACUGUCAAGAACUCAGAGACCAGGUUUUGACUGUCAAGAACUCAGAGACCAGGUUUUGACUGUCAAGAACUCAGAGACCAGGUUUUGACUGUCAAGGUCAAGAUGGGCAACUCAGAGACCAGGUUUUGACUGACUGACUGGCGUGCCCAUUCACGCA